CCUGACUGAACAUUUUGUCUGCCAGCCAGUGAGAUUGCCACAAAAAAACGAAUCAAAGGCACAUACGGGCUCAUAUAUUCUUCGGGUACCAACCAGAAAGCCAUCAAUCAGUCCCAGAUAACCUUCGGGAAAUCGAGUUACUAACAUAACAACACAUAAUUCAACACAAAGCGAUUGAAAUAUCACCAACAUGGCAGAUUUUAGUAUUGAUCAGAAAAAAUUACCUGGAGUAAAAGAAGUGUGUCGGGACUUUGCUGUGCUGGAGGACCACACGCUGGCCCAUAGCCUCCAAGAGCAGGAAAUUGAAAGUCACUUGGCGUCUAACAUUCACAAGAGUCGUCUGGUCCAGCAGGAUCUGCAGGUAGCCAAAAGGCUGCAGGAAGAAGAGGAUCUUCGAGCCAAGGCCCGCGUUCAGAGGAAGCACAAAGACAUAGAGCGGAGCGACAAUGAGAUUGCGCAGGAGAUUCAGGAGCAGCUGGUCCGGCAGGCCGAACGGCAGAGGCAGCAGGAGGAGAAUGACGAGGCCAUUGCACGCAAGCUGCAUGAGAAAGAGAUGAAGGAGGAGAAGAGGAGGAAGCAGCUGGAGGCCAGCAUUGAGGAGGACUUCUACGACGAUAAAGGAGCCUUUCGACCCCCACUGGAACCCAGCAGUGAGCUACCCAACUCGGAGGGUGAGCCUCCAACAACCCGGCAGGGCAGGUUGCCGCAACACAAUUCUGCAGACUCCAAUCAGUGGGACCAUUCUGAACGCAACCCUUCAGACUCCAGCAGAGACGGUCACCCUGAGCGCAACCCUUCAGAAUCCAGGAGAGAGAGAUACCCUGAACACUAUCCUUCAGAAUCCAGGAGAGAGAGAUACCCUGAACACUAUCCGUCAGACUCCAGCAGAGACCGAUACCCUGAACACUAUCCGUCAGACUCCAGCAGAGACCGAUACCCUGAACGCAACCCUUCAGACUCCAGCAGAGAUGGAUACCCUUCAAAUUCCCCCAGGGGAAAAUACCCUGAACACUACCUCACAGACCCUAGUGGGGGCCAAUACCCCUUAUAUGACACCCCUAAACUGAGCCAGGAUAAAUACCCUGAUCAUGGUACUUUGGAACCAAGCAAGGGCAGAUAUCACAAAAACGACCAGGAUUUGCUAGCAGAGGCUAGUGGAGGCUCAGACUCCUUCUAUAUGCAGAGCCAGGAACUGCGCAAGGAGCCGGUCCCAUCCGAUCCCGAAAGAGUGGUACGCAGGAAAGAGAGACCCGCUGGGAACGACCUGCACACCCACGAAAAAGUAGCUGAAAGGGAGAGGGAGAGGGUCAGAGACCGGCAGAAGGAGAUAGAAAGGGACUCGGAGAGGGAGAAAGGGUUGGAAAGGACUAGGGACAGAAAAGUUGAAAGAGAAAAGGAAAGAAACCGAGACCGAGACAAAGUUAGAGGUGGGUACAGGGAAAAGAGCAGAGAUCGACAUCUAGAAGGGGAUGAGAACAGAGAGAGGCACAGACAUGGAGACUGGGAAGGUAGCAGAGAUAGACACCGACAGAGAGGCUUCGAGAAUAGCCGAGAGAGACACAGAGACUUGGACGGUAUCCGAGAGAGACACAGAGACUUCGAUGGUAGUCGAGGUAGACACAGAGACUUGGACGGUAUCCAAGAGAGACACAGAGACUUUGAGGUUAGCAGAGAGAGGCACAGGCAUCGAGACGGGGAAGGUAGCCGAGAGAGACGCAAGGACAGGGACCGGGACGCAAGACAUAGAGACAUGGACACUAGCAGAGACAGACGCAGAGACAGGGACAAGAGUAGAGACCGAGGCCCGGACGACACCGCGCCCAGCUCCGGCAGAGUGGGAUCAGGGGAGGACUGGGAUGAGCCGAGAGGCAGGCAGAGGGCUCAGUCAGGUCCCGAUGAGGUGUUUGAGGAUCCCAGCACCCGGACACAUGGGAGAGGGGAGAAGCGGGAGCCCUGGGACCCCGAAAAGGAGGUCAUGCGAGCGCGCUCCCACUCCAGGGAGGGAGGGAGGAAGUUGCGAGGCGAAUAUGGGUUGAGGGAGGCCACCCAGGGCAUUACUCGCCUGGAUCUACAGGAGCAGGAACUCAAGGAUAUGGAAGUUGCCAGGAGGCUGCAAGAAGAAGAGAUGAAGGAAAGUCAAAUGGACAAAAGAGCUGCUCAAGUUGCACAAGACGAGGAAAUUGCCCGGUUACUGAUGGAGGAAGAGAAGAAGAUGUUCAAGAAGUCCAGAGACCGGGAGAAGCCCUGCAUGGAAAGGAGAAGGCAGGAGGGUGACUCAAAGCCAGUCCCAGAGGAAGUGGUGCGACCCAGGUCACAGGAGGACCACGAAUACCAGAGGCCUCGUAACCACAAACCUGCCAGGCCAGCGCCUCGCACGCAUAACUACGAGAACGUGGACUCCGGCUACGCCUACCCUGCGCCCCCCUACGAUGCCCACACCUCCUCCAGACCUGAAACUGCAUAUAAAGAUGAUCGCUGGGGCACUUCUGAAAAGGCAGCGGAAUUUCCCUACAUGCUUUGCAGCUUGCCCGUUGAGCACAAAGAGGAGUUCAAGAAGCAUACAGGGACAAGCCGAACCCACGCUGUCGUCUUCUAGCUUUUUCAUUGGCUAAACACCAGGAACAACACGAGUAAAGGAGUCCCCUUUGACAGCAGCACGCAUAGGGAUGGGGCGUUUUUGUUAUCUUCGCCUCUCUGUUCAGUUGUGGUGGCGUUUGGCAGUAGGUGGAGUCGCCUUGCUGUCUCUCUCGGCUUGUACGUGGGCUGGAUGUUUGCUGCCUCCAUGCAAAGCGUAGCUCGAUGUUCUUCCCGAUGCGUCUCCCUCUUUGCCCCAUUGAGACACGCAGCACUGAUCAGCUCUACCGGCUUGUAAAAGACUCGGGUUCACCAUCGCCAUACUGCCUGCCCUUCUUUUUCUGUUGAAGGGCUACUUUUCAUUGUUUUAUCUCAGAAAAAAAUACGGUUUCAGGAAGCUUGAUUUUUCUAAUCAUGUAUCUAUUGCACAGCGCACUGCUCCAUGUAACAGGUUAAAGAGGGCCGUGAUGUCACAAGUAGACAUUUUGCGUUCUCAGGGGAUCACUUAUGUCCUUAGUGGGCAAGGAGCCCCCUACAGUGUUAAUGGACUCCUCCUCAUACCACUUUUACACCAUUCCUCUGCAAGUCCAGAUUAUACGAGGAGACCAGUUUCUGGCCAUACGGUCACAUCAUGGAGCACUUUUUUUUAAUUUAAAUGUUUCCUUAUGUCAUUUCACUGUCAUUUGACCAAGACGGUCACAAAGAGGGAGAACUGAAAAAUGUGCUAUUGGCCUAACCUCGUUGAAAUGCACAAAUUGACUAAAACCACAUGCAGUUUUGAAACAGAGAAGCAUUUUAGGGGAGCUCUACCACGUCAUCCCUGUUUGAAAUAUGGACCAGGGUGAUUAUAGCUCUUUACCACCCUUUCAAACCUGUUGUGAAGUUAUUUGUUUGUUUUUUUUUCCAGAAAAAAAUAUAGAAUUACCUUGAUUGAGACGUUAGGCAAGAUACUUUAGCUGACAUGACAGUUUCUUGAAGUAAGCGUGAGGAAGUAGUAACUGACAUGAAGAUUAUUUCGGAACAUCAAAAUAUUAUCCAUAUAAUACCUAUUGUUAUGAAGGGAGAUGUUUCAGAUCCAUUCCAACUGCACAUAGGCCUUCUUUCUCAGUAAUGGGGUAGUGUUUCAUACACGCGAUAAAGCAUACAAAAUGGCCCAGCUCUAAAAUUGAUUCCUGUGACUUACUGUGACAAAUGUUGAUCUGUAUAAAGCAUGAAGUUGUACAUAUGUUCAUAAAUCAUCGAAUUGGGCACUCUAGUAGCACUCCUAUCAAGACUGUCCGGCUGUGGGACUGAGUUUCUUCGCUGAGAGAACUUCAAACUGACCUUUGAGGAGACCCACAGCAAGCCAAAGCCCUCUUCGUUCUCCUUUCCUUAGACCGACAUGUUCAAAGGAGAAAACAUGGGAGCAGUCAUGUCCAUGGAAUAUAUUUUAUUGGUUUUAUUGUGAUUUUUUUUUGUUUUGUUUUUCAUCAUUCUGUAAAGAUAUUUUACCAUUUCCAAUUAUGUGUCAAAUAUGUGAAUGUACCUUAAAUAUCUAAUUCUCAUGAAAAGAUGGUCAAGAAAAAACAAAAAUCCAUACAAAUGCCUAACACUUGUGUCUAGUAUUCUAAACCGUAUCAUCCAAGUGAGUGAAAAUUGAAAAUGACUUCCUUAUCUCCUCUUAGUUAAUGAUUACCACGUAGCUGUGCUUAUGAUAAUACAAAGGUCUGUUUUUAUGUAAAACGGCUCAUGGUCAGUAUAGCAUACGAUUAAUUCCACAAGGUGGAGACAAACAGCUGCUUUAUUUGCUAAAGGUGCAGGGAUGAAUUUAAAAUGGCCACUUGUAAAUUAAACAGUUACAAACACACAGAUAUGGAAUUGUAGCCUGCAUAUCUCAUCAAAUACUGUAACAAACAUGUUUUGAGUAAUAUAGUGAGUCAAUACAUCUAGUUGAGUUAGUUUAGGUCUUGGGCCCACUUCACCCUGUCAGACACCAGGGUGUAUUCAUAUAAGGGUAUUACAUGCAGUUUGUGCCAAGUGGAUCCCAUUCAGUAUUAUUUGGAUGUAAAAAUUGAAAUGGUUUUAAAUUGGUGAAAAUUACUGAGCUGUUCAUUUGCUGGAAAAUGGUAGUUCUACAAGUUAUUUCUAUUGCACCAUCUGGUGGCCAUAUUGAUUUCCCCUUUACUCAAAAUGUAUGAGAAUUGUUAAUCACUGGGAUCUGUUAUUACACCCAGUUAAAAUUCAACCACUGCACAUUUCAAGAAAAUCUGGAUAUUCUUACCUUCAAAAAGAAAUACACUGACCUGACAAUGCUUUAGACUCGGAAGAAAGAAUCUCCUCAUUCCCCAUAUUCUUGUGUUUGGGAGGUAACAUUUAUACGCGGGGGAAAGAUCAAUUUUACACCCCUUUCGAUGCAUUCUGUGGUAAGCAGCACAAUGAAAUUGAAGCGCACUCCAGCUCUGAACGAUAUCAGUUACAACGCUUGACAAUGAAUAAAUGCACUGCAGAAUAUGAAAAUGUGUUACAAAAGCGGUUUCAGCACUAUUUGUAUUGAUGACCUGGCAUUUCUUAUUUAUUUAUUCAUUAUUCAUCUGUGCACACCAAUUAUAGAUAUAACAUCUUGUCAGUGAUCAGACAAAAUUGAAAGUUUUGGAAAUCCUUGGAAUUUCACCCUUAAUGUGAUAAAAUUGUUAUACCAACUGAACCGGGAUAGUGUCUUUUGAAAUGUUGGAUUUUAUAGUGAUUAAUUAUCAAUGGAUGAUAAUUGGAAGAGGUAUUUUUUUAAAUCAGGUAUAUACAUGCUACUUUUCCACAUUUAGCUGUGGCUACCCACAGUAUUUAUAGACAUUUAAUUGAUAGCUAAUUAUGUUGCACUUAUGUUAAUUAAAACUGACAAUGUAUGGUAAAUGCCACUGUAAAUAUCAUAAAAGGGGUCACACACAAACACAAGGCCAAUUUUCUAGAGAUGUAUCCAUUUACUGAACAGAGAUGAAUUUAUGCUAUCAUUUUAAUGAGUUUCAUCUUCAGGCAGUGAAUUCUUCUGUUUUCCUUCUACUUUAACGACGUCUUAAGAAGGCUGUGGUCUGUCAUCUGAAAAUAAGCAUUCCAACGUAUAUGUAGGUGGAGUUGGGUAGCCUGUAGCGUAGUGGUUAAGGUAAAUGACUGGGACACUGCCAAAUGCCAAUAAUGUAAUGUAAUGAGUUCAGGUUUGGGGUUGGGGAGGAUGGUAUUUAAAGUUGUUUAUUGGGUAUUGCUUAGGGUUCCACAGCCACUGAGCAGUGUUGUCAUGUGCAGUGCUCACUCAGUUACUUGUCCGUAUGCUAUCUCUUACAUUGGCCUCUGGCAGACCAGGAAACCCGUCCUUUGUAUUUUACCAUUAGCCUACAGCUCUCUCCACAACAAUCCUGACUGUGUUUCAUUAAGUUUCAUUCCAUUUGAUGGACAGUUCAGAGCAUCAGUUCCCCCAGUCAAAGUAGGUUUCAGUUUUAUUAUUUUGUUGCCUUUAGCAUUUUUAUUAAAAUGCCAUUUCACACUUUCAA
Conger conger (European conger) is the source of this 6092-nucleotide messenger RNA. It is a transcript of the gene ccdc50a, whose product is annotated as coiled-coil domain containing 50a. Gene Ontology annotation, cellular component: cytoplasm. Gene Ontology annotation, molecular function: ubiquitin protein ligase binding. The record is from RefSeq and is a predicted model, not a curated record. The transcript is spliced from 12 exons. NCBI's taxonomy places the organism in Eukaryota, Metazoa, Chordata, Actinopteri, Anguilliformes, Congridae. The coding region runs from base 191 to 2596 and encodes 801 amino acids.